CCAAUUCCUCAAUUCCGCGAGUCACGCGCGCAUCCUGGAAAUGAGGAGCUUUUUUCAAGCUGACGGCUCCAACAGCAACCCUUGAACGGUCUUCCAGCUUCAGAACAUUUCACUGCCCACCGCUCUCGCCCGCCCCCCGCAGUUCAAAGCAAUGUCCCAGCCAAGAGUCCUCUGCUUCGGCUCCGUCAACGUCGACGACGUCUUUGUCGUCCCGCACAUUGUCCUCACAGGCGAGACCAUCGGCUCCUCCGCCUACGCCGUCCAUGCCGGCGGCAAAGGCGCUAACCAGAGCGUCGCUUUGGCAAAGGCCGGCGCAAAUGUGCACCACGCAGGCCGCAUCGGCAAAGACGGCGUCUGGGUCUCCGACCUCAUGCGCACCCACAACGUCCAAACCUCCCUCCUUACCGUCGACCCCACCCACCCAACCGGCCGCGCCAUCAUCCAAGUCAGCAGCGCCACCAACGACAACGCCAUCGUCCUCCUCCCAGGCACCAACCACCUCCUGACCCUCGCGGACGCCGAUGCCGCCGUCGACGCCUUCUCCAAAGGCGACUGGGUCGUUUUGCAGAACGAGAUCAACGUCGAUGCCGCAAACAGGGUCUUGGAGAAAGCGAGCGCGAAGGGGCUGGUGGUGGUCGUCAACCCGGCGCCGUGUCCCUCCGAUUUCGUGGAGAAGGUCAAAGUGGAGUAUGCCCAGGUGCUGGUGCUGAACGCGUCGGAGGCCGCAUCCAUCGCCAAGCAGAUCAGGGAGAGGGAGUUGAAAACGGCCACGGAGAAAACAGUCGCAGAAACAACAGCGACCCAAUCCGACUCGGACAUCGGCGCUGCCGCCGCUUCCCUCCUCCUCACAACCCUCCCCAACCUACACCUCGUCAUCAUCACCCUCGGCGGUGACGGCGCCCUCGCUUCCUUCCGUCGCCCCAACACCGCAGACACCACACUCGAAACCGUCCGCGUCCCCGCCCUCUCCAACGUCAAACUCGUCGACACGACCGGCGCCGGCGAUACGUUUGUAGGCUACCUCCUCGCCGCGCUGGUGAAGAUGAUGGGCGAGAGGCGGAUCGGGACGUUGCAGGAGCUGUUGGUGGGUGAGAAGGUUAUUGGCGAGGCGUUGAGUGUUGCGACGGCUGCGGCGGGGAUGGCGUGUGAGGGUGAGGGGGCGAUGGAAAGUAUUCCGGGGUGGGAGGAUGUUAGGAAGAGGAUGCAGGUGGUUUGAUGCGGUGGGUUGGCUGGUGGUUGCGUCAGAUAGAAGGAACUCGCGCCUGCUGGAAGCCCAGAGAUCGGCGUGUUUAUUUGCUCUGCGGUGGAUGUCUGGCUGGGCACAUCUAUUCAAUCACAUUGAGGAGGAACGAGACACAUCUACAUAGGCUACGAACCAUAUA
This is a messenger RNA of Fimicolochytrium jonesii, 1382 nucleotides long. Its product is annotated as Ribokinase-like protein. The record is from RefSeq and is a predicted model, not a curated record. Lineage: Eukaryota; Fungi; Chytridiomycota; Chytridiomycetes; Spizellomycetales; Powellomycetaceae. Gene Ontology annotation, molecular function: ribokinase activity. Bases 152 to 1216 code for a protein of 354 amino acids. Gene Ontology annotation, biological process: D-ribose metabolic process. The transcript is spliced from 2 exons.